GCACGGCAGCAUGGGCUCGCGCGGCCGGGCCCUCGGCCUCCUCCUCCUCCUGCUGCUGCUGCUGUGUCCGGCGCGGGUGUUUUCACAAUCCUGUGUUUGGUAUGGAGAGUGUGGGAUUGCAACUGGAGACAAGAGGUAUAAUUGCCAAUAUUCUGGGCCACCAAAACCCCUGCCGAAGGAUGGCUAUGACUUAGUGCAGGAACUCUGUCCAGGAUUCUUCUUCGACGACGUCAGCCUCUGUUGUGAUGUCCAGCAGCUUCGAACGCUGAAAAACAACCUGCAGCUUCCUCUGCAGUUUCUGUCCAGAUGUCCAUCCUGUUUUUAUAACCUAAUGAACCUGUUUUGCGAACUAACAUGUAGCCCUCACCAGGGUCAGUUUUUGAACGUGACAGUGACUGAAGAUUAUAUUGACCCUGCAACAAACCAGACAAAAACAAAUGUGAAGGAACUAGAGUACUAUAUUGGACAGAGUUUUGCCGAUGCAAUGUACAAUGCCUGCCGUGAUGUGGAGGCCCCCUCAAGUAAUGACAAGGCCCUGGGGAUCCUGUGUGGGAAGGACGCUGACGCCUGCAAUGCCACCAACUGGAUCGAGUACAUGUUUAACAAGGACAACGGGCAGGCACCAUUUACCAUCACUCCCAUUUUUUCAGAUCUUCCAAUCUUUGGGAUGAUGCCCAUGGAAAAUGCCACCAAAGGCUGCAACGAGUCUGUAGAUGAGGUCACAGGGCCAUGCAGCUGCCAGGACUGCUCCGUCGUCUGUGGGCCCAAGCCCCAGCCUCCACCUCCCCCUGUGCCCUGGACGAUCUUUGGUCUGGACGCCAUGUAUGUCAUCAUGUGGAUCACCUACAUGGCAUUCUUGUUCAUGUUUUUUGGAGCAUUUUUUGCGGUUUGGUGUUACCGGAAACGCUAUUUUGUAUCUGAGUACACUCCCAUCGACAGCAAUAUCGCCUUCUCUGUGAAUGCCAGUGACAAAGGGGAAGCCUCAUGCUGUGACCAGCUUGGUGCAGCAUUCGACAACUAUUUGAGGCGCCUGUUCACAUGGUGGGGUGCUUUCUGUGUCCGCAACCCCGGCUGCGUCAUUUUCUUCUCGCUGGUCUUCAUCACCGUGUGUUCGUCGGGCCUGGUGUAUGUCCAGGUCACCACCAAUCCCGUGGACCUCUGGUCAGCGCCCGGCAGCCAGGCCCGCCUUGAGAAGGAGUACUUUGACAAGCACUUCGGGCCUUUCUUCCGCACGGAGCAGCUCAUCAUCCAGGCCCCCAACAGCAGCGUCCACAUCUACCAGCCAUACCCCUCGGGGGCCGAUGUGCCCUUUGGGCCUCCACUGAACAUAGAGAUUUUGCGCCAGGUCCUCGACUUACAAACAGCCAUUGAAAACAUCGUUGCGUCUUACAACAACGAGACGGUGACUCUUCAAGACAUCUGCGUGGCCCCUCUCUCGCCAUAUAACAAGAACUGCACCAUUAUGAGCGUGUUAAACUACUUCCAGAACAGCUACACCGUUUUGGACCACUCAGUAGGGGACGACUUCUUUGUGUACGCCGAUUUCCACACACACUUUCUGUACUGUGUCCGGGCUCCUGCCUCUCUGAAUGACACAAGUCUGCUCCACGAUCCUUGCCUGGGGACCUUUGGAGGGCCAGUAUUCCCAUGGCUUGUGCUGGGUGGCUACGAUGAUCAAAACUACAAUAAUGCCACUGCCCUUGUGAUUACCUUCCCUGUCAAUAAUUACUAUAACGACACGGACAAGCUCCAGAGGGUCCAGGCCUGGGAAGAAGAGUUUAUCAAUUUUGUGAAAAACUACAAGAACCCAAACCUGACCAUUUCCUUCAGUGCCGAACGCAGUAUUGAAGAUGAACUGAACCGUGAAAGUAGCAGUGAUGUCUUCACGAUCGUCAUUAGCUACGCCAUCAUGUUUCUGUAUAUUUCUCUAGCCUUAGGGCACAUCCAGAGCUGUAACAGACUUCUGGUGGACUCUAAAAUUUCCUUGGGCAUCGCAGGCAUUCUGAUUGUGCUUAGCUCGGUUGCCUGCUCCUUGGGUAUCUUCAGCUAUGCCGGCAAACCGCUGACCCUCAUUGUGAUUGAAGUCAUCCCAUUCUUGGUGCUGGCUGUUGGGGUGGACAACAUCUUCAUUCUGGUGCAAACCUACCAGAGAGAUGAACGUCUUCAAGAGGAAACUCUGGACCAGCAGCUGGGCAGGAUCCUUGGGGAAGUGGCUCCCACAGUGUUCCUCUCAUCCUUUUCUGAGACUGCAGCAUUUUUCUUAGGAGCGCUGUCUGCGAUGCCGGCCGUCCACACUUUCUCUCUGUUCGCGGGCAUGGCGGUCUUCAUUGACUUCCUCCUGCAGAUCACGUGCUUCGUGAGCCUCUUGGGGAUAGACAUCAAGCGGCAAGAGAAAAACCGGCUGGACAUCCUCUGCUGCGUCCGAGGCGCUGACGAUGGCCCGGGGGUCCAGGCCUCCGAGAGCUGCCUGUUCCGUUUCUUCAAAAACUCCUAUGCCCCUCUUCUGCUCAAGGACUGGCUGCGACCAAUUGUGGUAGCCAUAUUCGUGGGUGUUCUGUCGUUCAGUAUUGCAGUCAUAAACAAAGUAGAAAUUGGACUGGACCAGUCUCUUUCAAUGCCAAAUGACUCCUACGUGAUAGAUUAUUUCCAGUCGCUCAGUCAGUAUCUGCACUCGGGUCCACCUGUGUACUUCGUCCUGGAGGAAGGUCACGAUUACACUUCCCUCAAAGGACAGAACAUGGUGUGCGGCGGCAUGGGCUGUGACAAUGACUCCCUGGUGCAGCAGAUAUUCAGUGCAGCUCAGCUGGACAACUACACCCGGAUAGGCUUUGCGCCCUCGUCCUGGAUUGACGAUUACUUUGACUGGGUUAAGCCACAGUCUUCCUGCUGCAGAGUGUACAAUGUCACCCACCAGUUCUGCAAUGCCUCAGUGGUUGACCCUACCUGCGUGCGCUGCAGGCCUCUGACUCCCGAGGGCAAACAGAGGCCUCAGGGUGAAGAUUUCAUGAGAUUCCUGCCCAUGUUCCUUUCUGAUAACCCCAACCCCAAGUGCGGCAAAGGGGGACACGCUGCCUACAGUUCGGCAGUUAACAUCGUUGACAAAGACACUUACAUCGGAGCCACAUACUUCAUGACCUACCACACCGUACUUAAGACCUCCGCUGACUUUAUUGACGCCAUGAAAAAUGCCCGACUGGUGGCCAGUAACAUCACGGAAACCUUGAGCAGUAAGGGCAGUAAUUACCGUGUGUUCCCAUACAGUGUGUUCUACGUCUUCUACGAGCAGUACCUGACCAUCAUUGAUGACACCGUCUUCAACCUCAGUGUGUCCCUGGGAUCCAUAUUCCUGGUGACCGUGGUGGUUCUGGGCUGUGAGGUGUGGUCUGCCAUCAUCAUGUGCGUCACCAUAGCCAUGAUCCUUGUCAACAUGUUUGGCAUCAUGUGGCUGUGGGGCAUCAGUCUGAAUGCUGUCUCCCUGGUCAACUUGGUGAUGAGCUGCGGCAUUUCCGUGGAGUUCUGCAGUCACAUAACAAGAGCAUUCACCGUGAGCGCCAAGGGAAGCCGCGUGAGCCGUGCAGAAGAGGCGCUCGCCCACAUGGGCAGUUCUGUAUUCAGUGGAAUCACACUUACGAAGUUUGGAGGGAUUGUGGUGUUGGCCUUUGCCAAGUCUCAAAUUUUUGAGAUAUUUUACUUCAGGAUGUAUUUAGCCAUGGUCUUACUGGGAGCCACUCACGGACUAAUAUUUCUUCCCGUCUUACUCAGUUAUAUAGGCCCAUCAGUAAAUAAAGCCAAAAGACAAACCACUCAGGAUCGCUACAGAGGCACGGAACGAGAGCGGCUCCUCAAUUUCUAGCCUCUGACAGGUCCGCUGACUUUGGACUGUGUCUACGGGUCUCAGUUGGUACCACUGGGCAGCAGCUGCAUUGUCAAGGCUGAGCUAAACGCUGGAGUUCUGGGGUCUGGCCAAGGCUGUAGCCUGCAAUCGUGCUUUCACCCUCAGGAACGCACCCCCAAGAUGAGGAGCAGUAUUAGGAAAUCUGAAGCGACCACAGGACACCCAAGGGUCCUUGGCUUCUUAGGAAAGAAACCUCUUCUAGGGUAAGGGCAAGGACAGUCGGCUGCCGAGAGCGGGUCUGCCCACCACUUGUUACAGGCCAAUCGUGUGCCAGCUCCUUUUUUUUAGGAGUGAGCUAUCAUAUGUUCUAUACCAUAUUUUUAGAAACAUUUGAGGAUGUUGUAGAUAUACUUUAUUACAUUUUGUAGUUUAAAAGAGCUUUAUUAAUGCAAUAAAUUAACUUUAUACACAUUUUUAUAUUUAAAAAAAACUAGCAAGAGAUUUUAGAACGUUGUAGGCCUCAUAAGAGCUUGGUCUCCAAAAACCUGCUUGAAAAAAGCAACAUGUUCAUCACAGUGUUCUCCUGUAAAGAAAACAGAGUUAGUUAUCUGUAUGGCAUGAAAAGAAGGGAAAACAAGAUUUCAGCUCAUGACUUUACUGGGUUUUAACUUAUUUUUCUUUAAUAAAAUACCUCAUCCUCCUA
Jaculus jaculus (lesser Egyptian jerboa) is the source of this 4538-nucleotide messenger RNA. RefSeq names its product NPC intracellular cholesterol transporter 1 (gene Npc1). The transcript is spliced from 25 exons. Gene Ontology annotation, cellular component: membrane. Gene Ontology annotation, molecular function: lipid carrier activity. The coding region runs from base 11 to 3853 and encodes 1280 amino acids. The record is from RefSeq and is a predicted model, not a curated record. Lineage: Eukaryota; Metazoa; Chordata; Mammalia; Rodentia; Dipodidae.